AAAGAUUCACUACUUGCACACUUAUCGAAGACAUUUUCUUUGCUUUUACACGAAGUAGCUACGUACAAAGAAAAACUUUCUUCUGAUGGCAUCUUCCAGCACCGGAACGGGUUCACCUUGUGGCGCAUGCAAGUUUCUAAGGAGAAAAUGUGUGCCGGAUUGCCUCUUCGCACCGUACUUUUCCACGGAAGAAGGCCCGGUGAGAUUCGCCGCCAUGCACAAGGUGUUCGGGGCAAGUAACGUUUCCAAGAUCUUACUCCACGUCCCUGUCCAAGAACGGUACGAGGUCGUCUUCACCAUGGCCUACGAAGCUGAAGCUCGUCUCCAUGACCCUGUCUAUGGUUGUGUAUCUCAAGUUUUCGCACUUCAACAAGAGGUGGCGUUCUUGCAAGCUCAACUGAUGCAACUAACGGCGAACUUCGUUCACCAAAACAGAUCAGACAUGACGUGGCAACAAACAAGUGGUUACACACCUAUUAAACCGGCCUCUUCACGGAGCUGUAUCGAUUCAUUGGAACACAUCAAGACGGGUAGUAGAGUCACGACCAACGUGCAAGAGAUCCAAACCGACCCGUUUGGGUUUCACCAGGACUGUUAUCCAAACAAUAAGAGAUUUGUGAGUAACUGUAAUAGCGAUCUCGGUGAGCUUCAAGCUUUGGCUGUGCGUGAUGAUAGGAAACUACGGAUGUACUACUAAUUAAUUCGAAAGUGACAAAAUCUAUGUCAUGAGCUUCUUCUUCUUCUUCUUCUUAUUUCUUUCAACUGUCGACCGGUUUUCUCUAUGAAAAAUAUCUCAGUCGAUGCUUACUAUUUUAUCAAGGAAGAAACAUUUUUUUCCCAAAUAUAAA
Molecule: messenger RNA, 848 nt
Organism: Thlaspi arvense
Lineage: Eukaryota; Viridiplantae; Streptophyta; Magnoliopsida; Brassicales; Brassicaceae
Source: the annotation of a GenBank genome assembly